Molecule: messenger RNA, 2732 nt
Organism: Aspergillus nidulans FGSC A4
Lineage: Eukaryota; Fungi; Ascomycota; Eurotiomycetes; Eurotiales; Aspergillaceae
Product: peptide alpha-N-acetyltransferase complex A subunit NAT1
Exons: 3
Coding region: 1-2502 (833 amino acids)
Cellular component (GO): NatA complex
Molecular function (GO): acetyltransferase activator activity
Source: RefSeq, a predicted model, not a curated record
AUGCCGCAGCAAUUGAGCUCGAAAGAUGCCUCCUUGUUCCGACAGGUGGUCCGACACUACGAGAACAAGCAGUACAAAAAGGGCAUCAAAACAGCCGAUCAGGUUCUCCGGAAAAACCCAAACCAUGGCGAUACGUUAGCGAUGAAGGCUCUGAUCAUGAGCAAUCAAGGUGAACAGCAGGAGGCCUUCGCCUUGGCCAAGGAAGCUCUUAAGAAUGACAUGAAGUCGCAUAUCUGCUGGCACGUGUACGGCUUGCUCUAUCGCGCGGAGAAGAAUUACGAGGAGGCUAUUAAGGCAUACCGGUUUGCUUUGCGGAUCGAACCGGACUCCCAGCCCAUUCAGCGCGAUCUCGCCCUCCUCCAGAUGCAGAUGCGGGACUACCAGGGCUACAUACAGAGUAGAAGCACUAUGCUGCAGGCUCGACCCGGCUUCCGACAAAACUGGACCGCUCUCGCUAUCGCACACCACCUCUCCGGCGACCUAGAGGAGGCUGAAAAGGUGCUGACGACAUAUGAGGAGACGCUGAAGACCCCACCACCUCUGUCAGAUAUGGAACAUUCCGAGGCGACACUGUACAAAAACAUGAUUAUUGCGGAGUCAGGAAAUAUCCAGAAGGCGUUGGAACACCUCGAGUCUGUAGGACACCGCUGCUCAGAUGUGCUCGCUGUGAUGGAGAUGAAGGCGGACUACCUUCUACGCCUGGACAAGAAGGAAGAAGCCGCUGCAGCCUACACUGCUCUUCUGGAACGCAACUCGGAGAACUCUCUCUACUACGAUGGCUUGAUUAAGGCCAAGGGUAUCUCCAGCGACGACCACAAAGCCCUCAAGGCCUUGUAUGACUCCUGGGCGGAGAAGUACCCCCGCGGUGAUGCGCCUCGCAGAAUUCCCUUGGACUUCCUUGAAGGCGAUGAUUUUAAGCAGGCUGCCGAUGCCUAUCUGCAGCGCAUGCUCAAGAAAGGCGUGCCAUCGCUCUUUGCGAACAUUAAGCUUUUGUACACCAACUCUAGCAAGCGUGACACAGUACAAGAGUUGGUCGAAGGUUACGUCUCAAACCCCCCAGCGAACGGUGCGGCUGACGGUUCCGAAAACACCGAAUUCCUCUCCUCCGCAUAUUACUUCCUCGCACAGCACUACAAUUAUCACCUUAGCCGCGAUCUAUCCAAGGCUCUCCAGAACGUUGACAAGGCCCUUGAAUUGUCCCCCAAGGCGGUAGAGUACCAGAUGACCAAGGCUAGGAUAUGGAAGCAUUAUGGCAACCUUGAGAAGGCAGCAGAGGAGAUGGAGAACGCCAGAAAGAUGGAUGAGAAGGAUCGUCACAUCAACUCCAAGGCCGCCAAAUACCAGCUUCGCAACAACAACAACGACAAGGCGCUUGACAAAAUGAGCAAGUUUACGCGCAAUGAGACCGUUGGCGGUGCCCUUGGCGACCUCCAUGAAAUGCAAUGUGUGUGGUAUCUGACGGAAGAUGGCGAGGCUUACCUGCGGCAGAAGAAGCUCGGGCUCGCCCUCAAGCGUUUUCACGCCGUCUACAAUAUCUUUGACGUGUGGCAUGAGGACCAGUUUGAUUUCCACAGUUUCUCUCUGCGGAAGGGUAUGAUUCGAGCCUACGUUGACAUGGUUCGCUGGGAGGAUCGUCUGCGCGAACAUCCUUUCUACACCCGAGCUGCGCUUUCCGCGAUCAAGGCCUAUAUACUUCUCCAUGACCAACCGGAUCUAGCUCAUGGGCCUCUUCCUGAGAUUAACGGUGCUGAUGGGGACGAUGCUGAGCGCAAGAAGGCUCUGAAAAAGGCUAAGAAGGAGCAGCAGCGGCUCGAGAAACUCGAGCAAGAGAAACGGGAGGCUGCUAGAAAGGCUGCCGCUAACCCCAAGAGCCUAGACGGAGAGGUCAAGAAAGAGGACCCCGACCCCCUCGGCAACAAGCUUGCGCAGACACAAGAACCGCUAAAGGAAGCACUAAAAUUCCUCACACCCUUGCUGGAGCACUCUCCCAAGAAUAUCGAGGCUCAAUGCCUUGGGUUCGAGGUACACCUUCGAAGGGGCAAAUAUGCACUUGCGCUCAAGUGUCUCGCAGCGGCCCAUUCUAUCGAUGCGUCCAACCCUACUCUUCACGUCCAGCUACUUCAAUUCCGCCAAGCUUUGAACAAGCUAUACGAGCCUCUUCCGCCUCAGGUCGCGGAAGUUGUCGACUCGGAAUUCGAGGCUCUCCUGCCGAAGGCGCAGAACCUCGAGGAGUGGAACAAAUCCUUCCUCUCGGCACACAAGGACAGUAUCCCACACAAGUAUGCUUACCUUACCUGCCAACAGCUCCUGAAACCCGAGUCCAAGUCGGAAAAUGAGAAGGAGCUCGCUGCUACCCUGGAUGCAGGCAUUAUGUCACUUGAGACAGCCCUUGCUGGUCUAGACCUACUAGGCGAGUGGGGAAGCGACAAGGCCGCAAAGACUGCUUAUGCUGAAAAGGCUAGCAGCAAGUGGCCGGAGUCGACCGCCUUCCGAGUUAAUUGAAUGUCGACACUGCUUGCUUCUGUCUCUGUUGGUGUCUGAAUAUGGUUCUUGGUCUUAUUGGUUUCAUUGUGCGCACUUAGCGAAGCCUAUAGAACCAAAAUGAGAUGUCUACUUCAGCCGAAUUGUCAAGAUGAAUGGAAAGACCAUGUAUGAGUAUUUAUGGCUACUUGAGUGGGGGUACGUUGCUUGGAGUAUAUACUAGGUACGGAGUAUAGCCAAAAAUCCAACAA